UCAUCUCAGUUUUUCUGUCUGAGUACGAGUGCGAAUACAUCUGUACAGCAUGGCAAACCUGACUGCAUUCUCCUUACUGCUACUGGUUGUCUCAGUGACAUUGGUCAGCUCCGGGCCGCCACACAUUAAGUCAUCUAGUUGCUGCCCUCGUCUCUACCGUACGAAGAUUCCAGAGAAGAUGGUGGUGUCCUGCCAAAUCACAGACAGCUCAUGCUACAAGAAAGCUUACGUGUUAACAACAAAAUCUGGGAAACAAUGGUGUGUCGACCCCGAGCUGAGUUGGGUGAAGAAGAUUGUUAAAAAGUGCAUGGAUGUCCCAUCAAAACAAUCACCAUUAUGAUUAAAUUUGAAUAUGUGUAUUUAUGCCACUUGUAAAUGCUAUGUAUGA
This is a messenger RNA of Engraulis encrasicolus (European anchovy), 388 nucleotides long. Its product is annotated as C-C motif chemokine 24-like. The record is from RefSeq and is a predicted model, not a curated record. The transcript is spliced from 3 exons. Bases 50 to 340 code for a protein of 96 amino acids. Gene Ontology annotation, cellular component: extracellular region. Gene Ontology annotation, molecular function: chemokine activity. Lineage: Eukaryota; Metazoa; Chordata; Actinopteri; Clupeiformes; Engraulidae. Gene Ontology annotation, biological process: immune response.